Messenger RNA from Schizosaccharomyces cryophilus OY26, 1083 nucleotides. RefSeq names its product dynactin complex subunit. The transcript is spliced from 2 exons. Gene Ontology annotation, cellular component: dynactin complex; cytoplasm. The record is from RefSeq and is a predicted model, not a curated record. Gene Ontology annotation, biological process: mitotic spindle organization. Lineage: Eukaryota; Fungi; Ascomycota; Schizosaccharomycetes; Schizosaccharomycetales; Schizosaccharomycetaceae. The coding region runs from base 1 to 1083 and encodes 360 amino acids.
AUGGAUCAUUUAUCUGAAUUUAUUGAGUCCUCUGACGCGUCGAAAACUAAUCAACAAAAGCCUUGUGAUAAUGUAUUAUCCAAUGAACCAACAAAUAUCAUUGAAACUGAAUAUUCUGUUGAAGAAUGCAUGCGGGCUAUCCAAAAAGCUAGUAAACCAAAGCCUAUGUCAGUGUGCAAGCCUGAUGAGCUGACGUCGUGUGUAAAUGAAGACUAUGAUGUUUCUGAAGAGCCGUAUUAUAUGCAACUUACUCGGAUUCGGCGCGAAUUGGAGGAUUUAUGGGAUGAAGCGAAAUCUACCAGAGAAAAGCAAGAAGUAGAUUCUCUAUCAAACAUACUAGAUAAAUUAUGGCUGGAAAAGCUGUCUAGAUUUCGAAAGAGCUAUUCUGUAGAUCCAGAGUCUGCUUCUAUCCCAAAUUCCGGCACAGAAAAUCCUGAACUUUAUAAACAGCCUCCUGUGGAGUCUCUUCCGGAAAAUAAACGGAAUGACUAUAAUGAAACUUUUAUUCCGUUAAAAGUGGCAGAUUUUGAAUCUCGAAUCUCAAUGCUGGAGAAACGCGUAGGUAAUGCAGAAGAGCCCUUAAGCAUGACAAUUGAAAGUUGUUUGCAGAGAUUACAAGCAUUUGAAAAGAAUCCAUUGAUUUUUGAAGAAAAAAUUUCUACUUGGGAAACGAUUCGAAACCGUUUGCCAAGGACCGGUGACAAUGUUAAUGAGCAAGCUGGCUAUAAAAGUAAUCCUUCUACACCAGCAAACUUGGCUCCUGGUGAGUUAUUAGAUGAAAAAGAGUACAGAUUACUUUCGGAAAUUCUCUUUGUCCAUCUGCAGGAUAUGGAAAACUAUCAAACUCUAAUGCCUGCUCUGCUAAAACGAUUAAAAUCUUUGCAUUGCUUGCAUUUGGAAACAGCUGAAACAAUGAACCGCUGGCAAACCCUUGAAAGCAUGUUAGAAUCUACAUCUAAUUCGUUAAAUCAAUGGAAUCAGCUACUGAAACGCUUGGAAACAUCUUCAUUUCCCGAACAGAGCAUGAACGAAAUUCAAACGCUUUAUAAACGCAUCUCUAACCUUGAGGAACUUUGCAAAUAA